AUGCAUCGAAGGCGGGGCGGCCAGGCCGGCGCGAGCGCGUCGGGUUACAGACGGGCCAAGAAGCUGCGCGACCGCGCGGCGGUGGUUGACCUGUUCAACCUGCUGGUGGCUCUGGACGACCCCAGCGAGCUGACGGCGGAUGACGUCAGCGGUGUGGGUGCCAAGUACGGCAUCAACAUGCAGAAGGAGCAGAUGACGGGGCUGCAGCAGAUCUUCGGGCAGUACCUCGAGAACAUCAUACCCGCGGGCGACACGCAGCUGCGCGGCGACGAGGCGCCGAAGCUGAUCUUGUUCAAGGAAGCUCUCGGCCUGGGGGAUGAGGAGGCGGCGCCUGUGUUCAUCGAGGUCGGCCGCCGCCUCAGCCGCGCCGGCUACGAGACCAAGGAGCGCUCCCAGCAGUUUGAGCAGCGCAAGGCGUUCCAGCGCCUCAUAUACGUGUCCUACGCCGUCUUUGGCGACCAGAAGGCGGCCUUCCUGCUGCCCUGGCGCCGCGUGUUCAAUUUGAACGACAGCCAGCUGUUUGUGGCGCGGCGCGACAACGCGCGGGCGAUAUUCAACCAGCACCUGCGGGAGAACUAUGGCGGGCAGCUGCCUGCGGACAGAAAUGGGCAUGAAGAGUACACAGAGGGCUGA
Molecule: messenger RNA, 633 nt
Organism: Monoraphidium neglectum
Lineage: Eukaryota; Viridiplantae; Chlorophyta; Chlorophyceae; Sphaeropleales; Selenastraceae
Exons: 5
Coding region: 1-633 (210 amino acids)
Biological process (GO): protein import into chloroplast stroma
Cellular component (GO): TOC-TIC supercomplex I
Source: RefSeq, a predicted model, not a curated record